AUGCCAGUCACCCUCCUCGAGAGGCCGAAUCCAUCUGAGGUGGCGAGGACGGACUAUAGAUUCAUUGCCUCUGCGUCUAGCUCUUCACUCAAGCCGGACUCGAAAGUAAAUCUCACAGAUCCAGUAUUCCGAGGUAUACAUCGGGGCAAAAGAAAGCAUGAUGAUGAUUUCGAUGCUAUGAUGGAACGAAGCAAGGCGGCGGGGGUCAAGAGCAUGAUCAUCACUGGUGGAAGCCUCCAGGAAUCGCGGGAGGCCCUCGAGCUUGCAGAGGCAUCGGGUAUGUGGGCUACGGUGGGAUGCCAUCCUACGCGAUCGACUGAGUUUGACAAGGCAGAAGAUGGGCCUGAAGGAUACAUUCGUGCUUUAGGUCAGUUGGUGGAAGACAACAUCAAAGGGAAAGGUCGCGCUGUCGCGAUCGGUGAAUGUGGACUUGAUUACGACCGUACCCACUUCGCUGUUCCAGAAGUACAAAGAUACAUUUCCGCGAGCUCUCAGCUUGGCCUCGCAAGGAAAUACCAUCUUCCUCUAUUCCUUCACUCACGCGCCGCACACGCUGACCUAGUGUCCAUCCUUCGCGAAGAGGGCUUUGGUGAAGAUGGUGGCAGAGCCGCCGGAGGCAAGGGAGGUGUAGUGCACAGUUUCACCGGCACAAUCGAUGAAGCGGUCGAGUUGAUGGAUAUGGGAUUUCACAUCAGCGUCAACGGAUGCGGGCUCAAAACGGAAGAUAACCUGAAAGCAGCAGCUGUCAUAACGCUAGAUAAAUUGAUGCUGGAAACUGACUCUCCCUGGUGUUCCUGCACAUCAACCCAUGCCUCAAAAUCACAUCUAGCUACCCUCCCUGCGUCCCUCCGCGCCCUGUAUUUUCCGCCGAGUGUGAAACCCGAGAGCUUCGUGCGUGGCAAAGCGGUGAAAGGACGGAACGAACCUACUGCUAUCGGUGGUAUUGCAUGGGUCAUGCAUAAACUGCUCAGUGUUCCGUUUGAUGAAGUCGUGGAGAGGGCAUGGAAAAAUACAGUUGAUGUAUUCGGACUGGACGAUGUCGGAAUGGAAUGA
Molecule: messenger RNA, 1053 nt
Organism: Pleurotus ostreatus (oyster mushroom)
Lineage: Eukaryota; Fungi; Basidiomycota; Agaricomycetes; Agaricales; Pleurotaceae
Exons: 9
Coding region: 1-1053 (350 amino acids)
Cellular component (GO): cytosol
Molecular function (GO): 3'-5'-DNA exonuclease activity
Source: RefSeq, a predicted model, not a curated record